Molecule: messenger RNA, 2225 nt
Organism: Portunus trituberculatus (swimming crab)
Lineage: Eukaryota; Metazoa; Arthropoda; Malacostraca; Decapoda; Portunidae
Exons: 6
Coding region: 289-1674 (461 amino acids)
Biological process (GO): regulation of transcription by RNA polymerase II
Cellular component (GO): nucleus
Molecular function (GO): RNA polymerase II cis-regulatory region sequence-specific DNA binding; DNA-binding transcription factor activity, RNA polymerase II-specific
Source: RefSeq, a predicted model, not a curated record
AAUUCGUCCAGUUAUAUGUUCUGUGUAAGUGGAGGUUGUGCUGCGGCUCCAUCGCUCUUCUAAAUGGGAUAUCUUCCGUAUUCAUCAUAUAUUUCGGGCAUCUGAACUUCUGGAGCUUAUCACCGUUCCUGUGAGCCAAAAGGCUAAGGAAUCACUGCAUUCGGGAAGGCCAGGCGGAACCGGCUUUCCCUGAGAGGCGUUUACCAGCCCUUCAAGAUUAAUACUCAGACAUCAUUGUUGGACCCAGCUCCGCAAUGCUUCCUACCAGCAGCGAAUCCACAUACAAAUAUGCAGCCUCGCCUCACUUCGAGCCUGAGGGUGACUCCAGUCAAGAUCCAGAUUGGAAUCCCCUCAGACUGUUUGGGGACCACUGCAAACUUUACCAAGUUCGUGCGGGUAGACAGGCAAAGUGGAGGCUGGGCCAACUACCCCACUCAGGAACCGAACAUGGGAACCACCACUAUCACCACCACAUCCACUGAGCUACACCCUAAUAGAAUGAUUGGUGUAGAUCAGGUGGCUUGCAACGUCUCCCUGAAGAACAUAGCUGAAUGCUCAAUGCAUCUGAAUCAGCCUGCAGGCACCUCAAAAAUGGCUAUCUUUGAUGUGGCAGCAGAAUCUUCAAUGGAUUCAGAAAGAGAGUUGCUGUCAUUUAAACACACUGAGGAUUCGUCCUUGCCUUCAUGUGGUUCACACAUGGCAAACAGUGUUCUAUCAACUGAGGGCACUAAACUGUCAGUAUCUCCAUGUGGUUCCAUGUUGGAUAGUGGCCUUCCCUCAGAGGGACUCCCAAAUGUGUACAGCUUGGGGGAUAACGUCCUUAAUAAUGAGAGGCCCUUAUCUCCUUCAGAUUUCCUUCAGCAAAAUCCAGCACCAUCUUCAUCACAGAUGCAAGACAUUGAGGUUUCGCCAAUAGUAAAUGACUUGAUAGAUCAGGUCUUGAAAGAAAGUAAUCCCAUGAAUGGCACUCCGCAGCUGGAUAUUGAUCUGGAUCUGGAUCUGUUCAAUGACCCUGAUAUCAAUCAAGAUGUUCUUAAUGAUAUUGUGCAAGAAUGUGGCAUCUGGGAUGAGAUAAACAAUGGAAACCAUGUCCAGUGCAGUAAGAAAGACAUGGCUACUAUCAAAAUGGAGGAGGAAAUCCAAGCCCAGUGUAAGAGAAAGAUGCCUAAAUCAGAAGUAAAGAAGGAAAGCCAGGUGCACUAUACAGGAGAAUUGUCUACCUUAUCAGUACCAACCACCAUGGUCCAGCCAACUAGGAACCAGGAGGACUUCGUGGGACCAGUGCGAACUCGGCAGACAAGGAGGAGUUCUAGGAAUUUAGUAAGAUACAAGAUAAAGUAUUUGGAUGAUGAAUCUAGUGCUGCAGAGAUUGCAGUGAAUACAGAGUUCAAGAAUUUGGUGGGUUCUACAUCCAGUAGUACCCAAAGCUCAGAUCAAGAUGAUGUAAGAGAACUGACAGGGGAAGAAAAGUACAAGAGGAAUCGUGAGCAGAAUAAUGCUGCCUCUAAGCGAUGCAGAGAGAAGAGGAAAGAGAAAUUGGAGAAUAUGAAAUUGGAACUUAUAGAACUGGAAAAGAAAAAUGAAGGCCUAAAAGACAAGGUGAAAAGGCUCACAUCGUUACGUGAUGACUUUAAAAAAUUUGUCUAUGGAGUUCUGUUUGACAGAAUGGCAUAGAGGUAAAACUUAGUUAAAUAAUAAAGAUGGUGCAGAUUGAAUUAAGUAACAGAAAUGUAACCAAGGCAUUUAAUGUUAGUCUUAAAGACUGUUAUUAUUAUUAUUAUUAUUAUUAUUAUUAUUAUUAUUAUUAUUAUUAUUGUUAUUAUUGUUAUUAUUAUUAUUUCUUCUCACACCAGAGUAUGUUAUUCAAAUCCCAAUGACGUGAUCCAGCAGAAGUAAGGCUUGUCAUUCAUGUGUGUAUCUGAGCACAUUUUAACCCAAGAUGUGUAUUGCACUAUAACUGGUAGGAUCAUUAAUAGAUUUUUUCAAAGUACUAUAUUACAGGGUUUUGAAAAUACCAUAGGUGGUGUGAAUUCAAUAUUGUGAUUAAUGUGUGUAUUACCUGCCAUUCUACAAUAUAGUAACAUACUAUUAGAACAAUAUCGGGCUCUGGAUUCAUUAAUGACAAGAUUUUUGUAGAUUGUUUUGGCAGGCUCACUGUAACCCUAUAUUUGAAAAUAGUUUUGAUACUUUGUGGUAUUUCAAGCAAAUAAAAGUAUAAAUUUGAA